Phymastichus coffea is the source of this 955-nucleotide messenger RNA. Its product is annotated as NAD-dependent protein deacylase sirtuin-5, mitochondrial-like. NCBI's taxonomy places the organism in Eukaryota, Metazoa, Arthropoda, Insecta, Hymenoptera, Eulophidae. Gene Ontology annotation, molecular function: protein-succinyllysine desuccinylase activity; protein-malonyllysine demalonylase activity; NAD+ binding. The record is from RefSeq and is a predicted model, not a curated record. The transcript is spliced from 5 exons. Bases 101 to 904 code for a protein of 267 amino acids.
UUGCAUACUUACGCGCUUCACCGAUUAUUAGCAUAUUCAAAGCAAGCAUAGUAUUUUUAAAUCAUUAGGGAAGCACAACUCACGCGUGUGAUGACCGAAAAUGAGCGCAAUGAAGUCUUUCAAAGAAACUCUAUCCACGGCAAAAAAUAUAUUAAUUCUAACUGGUAGUGGAAUAUCAGCCGAAUCCGGCGUUCCAACUUUUCGAGGAGCCGGUGGUUUCUGGAGAAAAUAUCAAGCUCCUAGCUUAGCAACACCACGAGCAUUUGCAGCUAAUCCCUCCUUGGUCUGGGAAUUUUAUGAGUAUCGAAGAACUUUAGUUAGUAAAGUACAACCUAAUAAGGCUCAUGAAGCUAUUGCACAAUUUCAAAGUCGUUUGGCUAAAGAAAAUAGAAAUGUCAUCAUUGUUACACAGAAUAUUGAUGGUUUACAUCAAAAAGCUGGAGCAAUAGAUGUCAUUGAACUCCAUGGUUCUCUCUAUAAAACCAGGUGUACAAAGUGUAAAGAUAUUUGUUACAACGAUAAAAUUCCAAUUUGUCCAGCUUUGGAAGGCAAAAUUUCACCUGAUCCAGAUUUUGUAAGUUCUGAUAUUCCAGUUCAAGACUUGCCUAGAUGUGAAAAGAAUAAUUGUGGUGAACUUCUUAGACCUGAUAUUGUGUGGUUUGGCGAAAGCUUAAAUACUCAUAUUUUGGAUAGAGUUAAUGUAGCUGUUGAUUCUUGCGAUGCCUGUUUGGUAAUAGGCACUUCAUCUAUUGUAUAUCCUGCAGCAAUGUUUGCUCCACAAGUGGCUAGUAAAGGUGUUCCUGUGGCAGAAUUCAACAUUGAAACAACUCCUGCCACGAGAGAUUUUCAAUAUCACUUUGAAGGACCUUGUACACAAACGAUACCAGAAGUUUUAGAGAUGUAAUUUUUUAAUUGUAAAUAUCAAUUAUUUAAUGUAUAAUUAGGAAAAGAAAUA